UUUCUGUCCAAUAAAUAAAGAUAAUAAAAAAAAUUUAAAAAAAACCCCACAACUUCCCUUUUUCUUCUUCUUCUUCCCCUUCCACUCACGCUAUCGCAUCGUUUUCGUUUGACACCCGACCCCCCACUAGAACCUGCACCGCCCCGGCCUCCCUCCGCCCCGCACACGGCUGGCACCGCACGACCGUGCACAGCCCGCCUCGCCGUCGGGGAGCGCGAUGACGAGGGCGGCCGCGGAGCCCUUUGCGGCUCCCCAGCCAGAGCCGGGUCUUCACAAGCUCUUCCACGUCCACCUCCGGCUGCAAAAGGGGCUAAAAGGGGCCAAGACGGAGCGUGCCACGGCUGAGGUAGACAAGCCCCGGGAUCUACCGUAUCGGGCUGAGGGCUUAAAGUGACUCGUUGCGGCGCUGGCUUUUAUCGCAUGGCUCUGGGGCCGGGAUUAAGAAGCUUCUUGGACAGAAGGCCCAGAAAAGGAGAAGAGGAGCAGCCGUAAGCGGCAGCCAUUUUCCAAAUCUAAGUCCUCCUCCCUCCCCACCCCGGCCCCGGCCGGAAGAGGCCUCCGGAGGGGGCGGGGAUUGCUGUGGGGGCCUCAUCCGGAAGCCGCGCCCACGGUGGCGUCCCCCCGCCCGAGAAUGAACUAAAUGCGGAGGAAGACCUAACAGUCGGCGGCGAAAGCGCGCACUCGAGAACCAAUAAGAACGGAAGGAGGGGCAACGUCCUGGCGAGCGCUCCGUAUGUUUAAUCGUGAUUGGCUGGGGUCCUUCUGUUUCUUUUUUACUAUUGGCUCGACUUCGUCCUCCUCCCGCCCACCUGGAAAGCUUUUGUUUAGGUACUUCUGAUUGGCUCUUCUUGAGUGGCGGUGGAGAGCCUGGUUUGAGGAUUCUUCAGCCUGGAUUGGCGGGUUUGAGUACCCGGCGGCUCGUUCUCGAAGAAGUGCAACCCCCUUCUCCUUUCUGUCCCAUCUCCCGAUCCGUACGCUCUCCCCUUAACUCGCGCUCCCGAAUGGAUUAGAAAAAAAAAAAAAAAAAAAGGGUGUGAGGCUGGAGCCCGCCAGCCAGGCCUCCGAACACCUUAGCGCGCGCCCUCAGCGAGGACCCGCGCGAGCUGCCCACGGCGGUGCCUGCGCUGUUUGAAACUGCAGAACCCGUUAGGAUCUUGCGGGAAACUACCGUUCCAGCCGGUUCUGGAGCCCGUGCGUGCCCGGGGGGCGGGGGCGAGGGGGCUGUCGCGAGGCGGCUCCGACCUUUCGCCUGUCUGCGGAGUGGAGGCUGGAACCGGCGUUUUCUAAGGACGCCACUUGCAGUCGUAGCGCUGGCGCGGGCGGAGGCUCAAACACGGGGGUCCUGAGACUGAGGAAAACGCGCCAAGUUCCCCUCGGCGGUGGAGUCGGGGAGACCCUGAGCGGCCGGGCGGCUCAGCGAGCGGGACUACUUGCCGCGCGGCUUGCUCUCCCGGGGCGGCGGCGGACGCGGACGCGGACGCGGACGGGCGGGCGCCGCUCCGGGGAUGUAGUUGGUCCCGGCAGCAGGCAGGAGCGAGCGGCUGUGGCGGCGGCGGCCGGGGAUUCCCGCUCCCGAGAGCGAAUGGUCACCUCCCCCCCGUGGGGCGGGCGAGCCGACCGAGCGGCGUCUCCUGGGCGUCGGGGCGAGGGGGUGUCCUCCGCCGGCCCGGGGCGGCCUCUCCGCUGUGUCCGCGGCCCUCGUCCCGGCCGGACUCGCGGGCGUCACCGCCGCGGCGGACUUGCUGCGCUUCGGGGCCAUGAGCCGAUAUGAUUCGUGAUUAAAGCAUCCCGGUGUAAAUUGACUCAUAUCAGUUCCUUGGGAUUUGAAGAGAAAAUGCCUGGUGUCAUACCUAGUGAAAGUAAUGGGCUUUCAAGAGGUAGUCCAUCAAAGAAAAACAGACUUUCCUUAAAGUUUUUCCAGAAAAAGGAAACUAAGAGAGCCUUGGAUUUCACAGAUUCUCAAGAAAAUGAAGAAAAGGCUUCUGAAUCUAGAUCUGAAAUAGAUCAAGUUGUUCCUGCAGUGCAGGCCUCACCUAUAAACUGUGAGAAGAAAGAAAACUUACUACCCUUUGUGGGGCUGAAUAAUCUCGGCAAUACUUGCUAUCUUAAUAGUAUACUGCAGGUAUUGUAUUUUUGUCCUGGUUUUAAAUCUGGAGUGAAGCACUUAUUUAAUAUUAUCUCAAGGAAGAAAGAAGCCCUAAAAGAUGAAGCCACUCAAAAAGAUAAGGCAAAUUGCAAAGAAGAUUCUUUGGCAAGUUAUGAACUAAUUUGCAGUUUACAGUCCUUGAUCAUUUCAGUUGAACAGCUUCAAGCUAGUUUUCUUUUAAAUCCAGAGAAAUACACUGAUGAACUUGCUACUCAGCCAAGGCGACUGCUUAAUACACUCAGGGAACUCAACCCUAUGUAUGAAGGAUAUCUACAGCAUGAUGCUCAGGAAGUAUUACAGUGUAUUUUGGGAAACAUUCAAGAAACAUGCCAACUCCUAAAAAAAGAAGAAGCAAAAAAUGUGGGAGAGUUAUCUGCUAAGGCAGAAGAAAAACCAGAGGAGGAAACAAGCGAUGUAAAUGGCACAGAAAUGGACAGUGCAAGCCGUACGGAGGGCUGUGAAGAACAACUCCUGAAAGCAAACGGGAAGAGAAAAAGCGAGACUGAAUUGGGUAACUUGAAGAAAAAAAUUAAGGUGCCUAAGGAACACCAGUCACAGGAAGACAACCAGAGACAAACCAGAUCAAAAAGAAAAGCUUCAGGUGAUAACUUAGAAAUUCCUUCUAAAAUAACCCCCAAGUACAUUUCUGAAAAUGAAAGUGCAAAGCCCUCACAAAAGAAAGCAAGAGUUAAGAUAAAUUGGUUAAAGUCUUCAAGUAAGCAACCCAGCAUUCUUUCUAAAUUUUGUAGUCUGGGGAAAAUAACAACAAAUCAAGGAUCCAAAGGACAGUCUAAAGAAAAUGAAUAUGAUCUUGAAGAAGAGGACUUGGAGAAAUGUGAAAAUGAUAACACGGCUAACUGUGAACUGGAGUCUCCAGGGGAUGAUGUCAAACCCAUUCAUACUAAUGAGGUUAAGUCCAUAAACAAAGGCACAGAGCAAAUUGGUUUUGAAUUAGUAGAGAAAUUAUUUCAAGGCCAGUUAGUGCUAAGGACUCGUUGCUUGGAAUGUGAAAGUUUAACAGAAAGAAGAGAAGAUUUUCAAGACAUCAGUGUGCCGGUACAAGAAGAUGAGCUUUCUAAAGUAGAGGAGAGCUCUGAAAUUUCUCCAGAGCCAAAAGCAGAAAUAAAGACCCUGAGAUGGGCAAUAUCACAAUUUGCUUCAGUGGAGAGGAUUGUGGGAGAAGAUAAAUAUUUCUGUGAAAAUUGCCAUCAUUACACAGAAGCUGAACGAAGUCUUUUGUUUGAUAAAAUGCCUGAAGUUAUAACUAUUCAUUUGAAGUGUUUUGCUGCUAGUGGCUUGGAGUUUGAUUGCUAUGGUGGUGGACUUUCCAAGAUCAACACUCCUUUACUGACACCUCUUAAGUUGUCACUGGAAGAAUGGAGCACCAAGCCAACCAACGACAGCUACGGAUUAUUUGCAGUUGUGAUGCACAGUGGCAUCACCAUUAGUAGUGGUCACUAUACUGCUUCUGUUAAAGUCACUGAUCUUAGCAGUUUAGAACUUGACAAGGGGAAUUUUGUGCUUGACCAGCUGUGUGAAGUAGCUAAGCUGAAACCCCUGGAUGAGGAGGUAGCAAGGGGCGUGGCAGAAAGUUAUGAUGGCGGAGAAGUGCCGAUGAGGGCUGGUGGGAAUACACAGCCAAGCAAAGUUUUGAAUAAAAAGAAUGUAGAAGCCAUUGGACUUCUUGGAGGACAAAAGAGCAAAACAGAUUAUGAGCUGUACAACAAAGCGUCUAAUCCUGAUAAAUUUGCUAGUACGCCAUUUGCUGAGAGUAGAAAUUCCGAGGCAAGUAGUACUAAUGGGACCCGUGAAUCUGAUACAAACAAGGGACCCAGUGACCAAACAGGCGUGGACAUUAGUGGAUUUGAGAACAAGAUUUCAUACAUAGUGCAGAGUUUAAGGGAGUAUGAAGGGAAGUGGUUGCUUUUUGAUGAUUCUGAAGUGAAAGUUACUGAAGAGAAGGACUUUUUAAAUUCUCUUUCCCCUUCCACAUCCCCUACAUCUACUCCUUACUUACUGUUUUAUAGGAAACUAUAGUGUAUUUUCCCUGUGUAUAUGUUGACCCUGGACAGACACUGGUAAAGUUAAUUACAUCUUUAGCUGAUCUUUUGAAGCUAGUGCAUAUAUUGGUCUCUAGGUUUUUAUAUAGUGAAAUUUGAAUUACUGAAAACCAUGUUAAUUUUUAGAAUUCAUUUUUCUUAGUAGAGACUGGUAGUACAUUAGCUUCCGGGAACAAACUUGUAUAGGUUCUUAAUUGAAUUAUCAAAAAAAAAAAAAAAACCCAGUCGUUUAAACUUUUCAAUUUACACCUAUCUUGUGUUUGCUUUUUAAAAUAAAGUGCUUGUAUUUGUACCUCCAUAUUUUGGAGUAAUUAUCUACAUGAUGUUUAUAGGUCCUGUGGUUUUUCAACUAAGGAACAGAAUCUCAUUUCAGUAUAUUUAGUUUUUUAAGUCACAAAGCCAGUUUUGAAUAGGCUGUAUCAGAGGCACAAAGUCUGGACUAUGUGUAUUCACAAUGGUGUACAUUUUGUGCCUUGAAUCACUUAAAAAGUGUCUUAGAAAAAACUAGACAGUCCCCCUCCUGUCUUCAAAAAUUUUAUAUGUAUUUAUGAAAAUGAUUCUGUACUCUAGUAAGUCUUUUGGGGCAUGGACUAAUUUGCAUCUCUUCAUAGUUAUACGCUGCACGAUCUGUAUAUAGUACAUCAAACUUAGAGAUGUGACCUUAAAUUUAACUUUUUUUUAAAUGGGAGGUUAAUAAAAUUUAAAUUGCUUAACAA
Molecule: messenger RNA, 4922 nt
Organism: Erinaceus europaeus (western European hedgehog)
Lineage: Eukaryota; Metazoa; Chordata; Mammalia; Eulipotyphla; Erinaceidae
Gene: USP1
Product: ubiquitin specific peptidase 1
Exons: 9
Coding region: 1835-4183 (782 amino acids)
Biological process (GO): regulation of DNA repair; protein deubiquitination
Cellular component (GO): nucleus; cytosol
Molecular function (GO): cysteine-type deubiquitinase activity; cysteine-type endopeptidase activity
Source: RefSeq, a predicted model, not a curated record